UUGCCGGUUAUUCUCGCAGUCCCACAUGGGCUUAGUAUGGUGGAGGACCUGGUACGGAUGUUAGGCGCUAGAACCGCAAAAUUACAGGAUAUUUAGUCUAUGGCACAGAGCGGUGUUGAGAGGAACGAUUUUAGGAACGCAUCUCGAAUCUUGUGCAAGAACCGACCAAUUGGCAGCAACGAAAGGGGGAGGGGCACCAAAGCUUCAGUAGCCGCCAUGUUUUUCUGUGAGUGGGGUGUGUAGAAGAGGCCGGGGUGAAAAUCAUCUCUCGAGGCAUGCAGCGUCAAAAUGGGAAGGAAACUAAACUUGUUAUCCUUCGCUAAGACCUGCCAGCCUCAUUACUACAAAAUAUCCACCACCUGUGCACAAGAACCAAAUAAUUUUUAAUCGACGUAACCAAAAUUUCAAGGAAUACUACCACUAAUUGUGGGCUAUGUAAUUAAACUCAAGAAAUUACAAGUAACCAAGAGGAAGAAAAUAAUAUAACAUUUAUCAAGUAAAUAAAUGUCAAGGUGGUGGAUUCCGUAAAAUUGAAACAUUAAAGGACAAUAAUAUAAUACAGUAACUCUAUUAUAUAAAUAGGAGAGAAGAUGAUCACCCUGGAGGUAGUAGAGUCUGUGAAAGUUUUUGGGUCUAGGAGGAACUUUAAUAAGAGGAAAUGAGGAACCCGGCACUGCAUCUGGUCGGGAUAGCGGCGUCCCCUGGAGGAGGUGAAGUGUUCGGCACAAGGGCCGAGGAGGAGUUGCGUCAGUGGCUAGAGACGCGCCUGGACGAAUUGGGAAUAGACCCAAUUGCGUACUCGCGGUUUGUGCUCAGCCUGCUGCGCCGCCCCGACUCGGCCCUAAGUCCUCCAGAAGAAGCUGUGGGUACAGGGAGGAACGGAGGACGUCGCAUACGUGCCCGACCCAAAGCCAAGCUGCCAACGCAGGGAGACAGAGAACAGAGACGUGCUGUUGUGCAAUGUCUAACAAGUGCUGCCGAUAAUAAAUGUGGAGUUGAAACACUGGUCGAUGAAUUAUGUAUGAAACUACGAGAUUUGGAAGGUGGCGGCUCAAGCGAGAAAGAGGACGAAUCCAAGAAAUCUGAUGACGAAAACAAGACAAGCUUAGAGUCGCUAACACCUCGCGAUAGGGCUCUUAGAUACUAUGCAGCAUUUCCUGCUUUGCAACCGGCAACUCUAAAGAAAGUCUCUCAGAGAAAGGAGAGAAAUUUAGGAAACAACAACAACAACAACAAUAUUACCACAAACAACAACAACAACAGUAACAAUAAAAUCAACGGAGUUAGCUAUAAUAAUAACAAGAACAAUAAUAAAUCUCGCAAUAAGAAAACUAAAAUGUCCAUUAGUAUCGAGUCACGGAGAUCAGAGGAAAAAGAUAGCUUCGGAUUUGUCAAAUCAAUGGAGCGCGAACGUGAAAAAGAGCGAGAAUUAGAGCUGGAUCAAUUGAGAUUGGCACAGUUGCAAGCGAAGUUUAACGAGAGCUUGGAAGCACUAUGGGAUUCAGGACCAGGCAAUGCACAAGACACGGCUUCUAUAUGGGCGGCUCCCACUCUCUCUAUUCCUUCAGGACCUCUUUGGCCGACAGACACUACCGAGACAAUCUUUACUUUAUCCACCUCGGACAAUGGUUACGCUACUGACACACCGUACCAGGAAUCAAUUGUUGACGACUCGCCGCUCAUUCCAUGGGACAUCGAUUUGAUCAGCAUCGAGGAUUACGCGGACGAAUGUAGUAACAAGAAUAAAUCAGAGAGUAACGUAAACUGGUCCGACUCAGCUAUGGAUGGGUCUUGGUACUGGAAAGGGCUCGGCAGCAAUUUGACUGCCCUAGGCCGCAGUCCUCAGACAGGUAGCUGCUUCUUUCCAGUCGCACCCCGUAAAACACCCAUAGGAACACGCAAAGAAUCUCGUUCAAAUCUGAAGGUGAACAACAGCCUGCCAGAGCCGGACGAGGACUUGCUCACUUCCGCUCGCACACACUUUCGUCCGAUAAAGGAUGACGGUCAGUGGGCCGAUGGGACUACGUUUCCUGUAAACAAUACCCUAGAGCGAGUCGCGUACCGCCGUUCCGAUUCAGGAAACUUGUUGUACCUUCCCGGCGGUGAGAGCCCGUACAUGGAGUACCGAGAGGGCGACUCGCCGAUUCCUCCGGUAUCGUCGAAUCUAACGUUGAAAUUCAGGGUGCGUCAGUGUGACAAGUGCGUUCAAACCGAGCCCAUUCGAUCUCCGGUCAAACGCAGAAUUCUCUCCGAACAGGAUCAUUUCCAUUAUACUCCGGUCGGAGUGGAAGAUACUGUUAUUCGCGAAGAGGAGAAAGUCGAGAAAGAUUGCUAUGCAUUGGGUCAACUGGGCUGGGUACGAUCUAACGUACCUCUGCACAAUGAUAGGAAAAGAAGGCACAGUAGCAGCUUCGGAUGCCAGCCUCUGACGACUUUGCGUCCGUUGACCUUAUGAGCCGGAUAGAUAACGAGCUGCUUAAUAUAAAAACGAAAGAACUAAUAACACACACACACUCACGUACUAAUGACACGAGCUAAAAAAAAAGAAAGAUCGUAAACAGAGUACAGCGAACAAACGAGAAUAAUAACGUUGAAAGAAUAUAACUGAAACGACGACUGGAAAUAUCCGAGGUUUAGCUAUGUACAUGUUUUUUUUCCCCGAAAAAAAAAGAUGGCGAAGAGAGACGGACAAACCGUUUAGAACGUGAACACGACACAGAGGGGGGGGCCUCUUGGCAUGUGGAAUUUGUUAUGCAUGUAUCCAAGACGGCGCUAUUAAUAAUAAAUAAAAUAAUAAAUAAUAAAUAAUAGUAAUAAUAAAUAAAUAAACGACAAAAAAAAAUAAAGAAGUAUCCCCCGGUUGUCGUCGAGCGAAACAAGCGAGUGGAAAGAAUACGAAAAAAAAACAUAAAUAAAUAAACGAGAUAGCGAGACGAGAGGAAAAGAGGGAAAUAUUAAACGUUCAUUUAGAUAAUUAUCAUUAACACUUUGACAAGUAAAGGAAAAAAAAAUGAAAUGGAACAAAGUAUAAAAAAAAACGUACAGUGUAUAUGUUACGCCAGUGUUUAAACAAAAAAUUAAAAAAAAUCACACGAAUGGAGCGAGUGCGCGAGCGCGUGUGUGCCGCACGCCCGCCGACGAAAGAGAAAAUUCAAAACGAAAAAAAAAGGUGAAUUGUAUCGAGAGAACGUAGUCCACAAGAUUUCGUUUUUUUUGUAGCUUGUUGAAUACUUUUACGUGAACUUUCGAGGGGGAGCGAGUGAACGCGCGAGAGAAAAACUGAGAGCUAGAGAGCAUGAGUGAAAGGGAGCGAGUGAGAGAGAGAGAGAGAGAGAAAGAAAGAAAGAGAGAGAAAACGGCGAAAGAAAAAGAGACAAACGCAAAAAAAAUUAGUGCGCUGAUUUUUCUGAUAGAAAUGUGUAGUAGAGAGAAAACGAGCAGAGAGUUUUCCUUUUUUCUGUUUCUCAUCCGACGCGCGCAGACGCUCCGUGCGAGUCUCAUUGGACGCGUUGCAAAUUUCUAAUGGAACAAGAAACGAGAGGAGAACGCGGAGAGGGAGGAAACGUCGGUAGCUAAGGAAAAAAAAAGAAAGAAAAAACAAAAACUCCUCUCGGGAAAAUGAAACUAACGGAGAGCGAGCGAGAGCAGAUUCGAGGACACAGAGUAUGUACUUACGAGAGAACGGAGAACGGAUGAAGCAGAGAAAAGUAGAAACUAAUUUAAAAACGACGAUAAAGUGCCGCACGAUAAUUGAACCGUAAAAAAAAAAGAAGCGAUCGUCGAAGUACUGUUCUAUUUUCUUGUUGUUUUUUUUUCGUAAUUAUUAAUGGAUUAUCUUAAUCGUAUCUUCCCCCUAAUUAUAAUUUAACUCUCCCUAGAAGAUUUAACGCCCUAACCAUCCCCCCCAUUUCCACCCCCUUGUCCAUCGGAAUCCCGUGUUUCGAAGGAAAUCAACGGUCCCCAGUAAUCCAAUGCUUUUCCUGUGCUCCCUCAGAGGAAAUAUAUCGGAUAACUGAAAGAGAGAAUGAGAUUGCGAGCGAGCGAGAGAGAGAGAGAGAAAGAGAGCGAGCGAGAGAACGAGGGAGAAAGAGAAACGUACACGUGAAGAAAAAGGAAAAACGGAAUUAUAACGAAAAAAACAUAAAAUUAAAAGAACAAAAACUAAAUAAAUAAAAAAGGGAGAGUGAGGGGGGAAACGUGUAGUCCGGAGAGGGGGAGAGAGAGAGAGAGAGAAUGAGAAAGUGGCGCACGCCCUCGCCUCGGGAUGGGGGCGUGAACGAGGAACGUUAUUAGAGAACGAAAAAUGCCUUUCAAACGAGAAAUAAAAAGAACCAGGAUGAAUAUGUAUGCUAAGGCGUGUUGCGAGGAUGUUGACGACGGAGUCACGUUUCAAACAGGGGUCGUUCACGGAAACGACGAACGGACCGUGUCCAACAAAGCGACGGAACGAAAGCCAGAGGAUAGAAAGAACAAAUCGGAGUAUGUGUUCUCUGCGCGAAAUCAUGUACGCGAAGGGAGUAACCAAAUAAAGGCAUUGCAAACGCUGA
Megalopta genalis is the source of this 4547-nucleotide messenger RNA. Lineage: Eukaryota; Metazoa; Arthropoda; Insecta; Hymenoptera; Halictidae. The record is from RefSeq and is a predicted model, not a curated record.